GGGGCGUGCCAGAAAGUCUAGGACCAAUCCGUGGCCGAGGCAUAAACAGGGAGGGGGCCAUCGUCUCGCCAAUCGGAAGUGCUAGGAGGCGGGCCUGUCAGUCUGUGGACAGCUACGGCGCCAUGAAUAUCUUACCCAAGAAGAGCUGGCACGUCCGGAACAAGGACAAUGUCGCCCGCGUGCGGCGAGACGAGGCCCAAGCCCGGGAGGAGGAGAAAGAGCGGGAGCGGAGGGCGCUGCUCGCUCAGCAAGAAGCCCGCACAGAAUUCCUGCGGAAGAAAGCCAGGCAUCAGAACUCACUACCUGCUCUCAAAGCAGCAGAGGCAGGAGCCCCAAGCAGCUCUGGCCCUGUGGAUCUAUUUCGGGAGCUGCUGGAAGAAGGGAAGGGGGUGACCAGAGGCAAUAAAGAGUAUGAGGAAGAGAAGCGACAAGAGAAAGAGAGACAAGAGAAAGCUUUGGGCAUCCUGACGUACCUGGGCCAGAGUGCAGCGGAAGCCCAAACUCAGCCCCCUUGGUACCAGCUUCCCCCAAGGCGGGGCGGCCCCCCUUCUGGUCCAGGACCAGAUGAGAAGAUCAAGAACCGUUUGGACCCUCUGCGGGAGAUGCAGAAGCAUUUGGGGAAGAGAAAGCAUAGUGGUGACGACGGCAGUCACAGCAGAAAGGAAAAGGAGGGGUUUGAGAAACGACGACCCAAAGAAGCCCCAUCCCUGGAGCAGCUCCGAGCUGAACGUCUCCGGCGGGAAGCAGCUGAGAGGGCUCGGGCAGAGGCCCUGCUGGCCCGGGUCGGAGGCACAGCAGCCCAGGAGGACCAGCCAGAAGAGAUGGAUGACCGGCGGAGGCGGUACAACUCCCAGUUCAACCCCCAGCUGGCCCGGCGUCCCCGCCGGCAGGAGCCCCCCCCGGCUCACUGACUCUGAGGGGGUACAGGAGAGGCCGCUGCUGCCAGCCGUCAUAUAAAACUAUUUAUUCAUAAAUAUUUUCCAAAAUGAAAA
Hippopotamus amphibius kiboko is the source of this 992-nucleotide messenger RNA. It is a transcript of the gene LENG1, whose product is annotated as leukocyte receptor cluster member 1. The coding region runs from base 123 to 911 and encodes 262 amino acids. The record is from RefSeq and is a predicted model, not a curated record. NCBI's taxonomy places the organism in Eukaryota, Metazoa, Chordata, Mammalia, Artiodactyla, Hippopotamidae. The transcript has 4 exons.